GGUUUCUGUCCAAUCACACGGAAUACUUUCUGGUUUCCAUCCAAUGGGAUUCUAAGUAGGCGUGUCUUCGCGGCAUUUUCAUGGCGCCACAUGGAGAAGUGUAACCUUGACUGAUCAGCGUCAUCGCUUCAAACGAGCACAAAAUAGCAAAAUGCAAGCGGCGAUGGACAUCACGGCAAAGUAUUGCCAUAAGGAAAUGGAUGCCUAUGGGUCAUGUGUGGCCUCCAACCCAUCAAUCUGGCAGGAGAAGUGUCAUGAACUGAAGAUGAAGGUUGCCCAAUGCACAUCAUCACACCCAGUGAUCCAGAAGAUCAGACAAGACUGUUCCAAGCAGUUUAUGGAGUUCGAGAAGUGUCUGAGGGAAAACCAGAGCACGCCUGCCUCCUGUUCAGCGCACGUCACUCGUUUUCUAGGCUGUGCUGAGACGGUGGAUCUCAGUGGAGUGGAUACAAAACCAGUACCUGUCCCGUCGUAACGUUCAACCAUCAAUUUCAACACUUAUCCAAAAGCAAAAAUUAUUUCGUUUUCUUCGACUUGAGACUGCAAUUGUUUUCCUACUUUCAAAUCAGACAUGACUUGUACCUACUGCCAGGCUGCGUAGACAAAAAUAAAAGUGACGCACAUCUACGCUGUAUUUCAUUAAAACUAAGGUAUGUCUUACUCAA
Molecule: messenger RNA, 665 nt
Organism: Hippocampus zosterae (dwarf seahorse)
Lineage: Eukaryota; Metazoa; Chordata; Actinopteri; Syngnathiformes; Syngnathidae
Product: coiled-coil-helix-coiled-coil-helix domain-containing protein 5
Exons: 4
Coding region: 152-475 (107 amino acids)
Source: RefSeq, a predicted model, not a curated record